Molecule: messenger RNA, 2458 nt
Organism: Pelmatolapia mariae (spotted tilapia)
Lineage: Eukaryota; Metazoa; Chordata; Actinopteri; Cichliformes; Cichlidae
Gene: abtb1
Product: ankyrin repeat and BTB (POZ) domain containing 1
Exons: 12
Coding region: 204-1634 (476 amino acids)
Cellular component (GO): ubiquitin ligase complex; cytoplasm
Molecular function (GO): protein binding
Source: RefSeq, a predicted model, not a curated record
GUGUACGCUGAUGUCACGUGACUGCUGGACCUCUUCGACCACAACACCGAGGACCCCGCACAGCUUGUCAACAAAAAACAACGGUGACAACUUUCUCAGCGUUCACCGAGCAAAACUCUGAAGCUACAGCAAACCAUCACUCACCUGUCCGGUAGACAGGCCGUCUCAAUGCAUUACAGAGGACCGAAAACACCGCGGCGAUUAUGGACGUGUACGAUUUGUUUAGUAGUUGCAGAAAGGGCGACAUUUGUAGAGUCAGAUACCUUGUUGAACAAAGAGAUGUUGACCUCAAUGUAAAAGAUAAAUGGGACAGCACUCCAUUGUAUUAUGCUUGUCUCUGCGGUCACGAGGAGCUGGUCCAGUACCUGUUGGCUAGUGGUGCCAAGUGUGAAGCCAACACAUUUGAUGGCGAGAGAUGCAUGUAUGGCUCCCUGAGCGACUCUGUUCGACGCCUGCUCAAAGACUACAAGUGUGUAAGCAUCCGCGCCAUGCAGCGGGAUGAUUUCAACUACUUUCUGCACAUGUUGUUAGAGCAGGGUCAGUAUAGUGACGUCAAAUUCCUGGUUCACGGACAAACGUUUCUAGCACACCGAUGUGUUCUCAGUGCUCGCUCAGAGUACUUCACGGAAAUGUUUGAGACCAAAUGGAAAGGGAAGAACUUGAUCAACCUCAAGCACCCUUUGAUCAAUCCUGCUGCCUUUGGAGCCAUUCUACAAUAUUUCUACACAGGACGGAUGGAUAUUGAUAUAAGUCUUGUGGAGGACAGUAGACGACUGGCUAAACAGUGCAAAAUGGCAGAUCUCAUAGAAGAGCUGGAGAAUAAAUGCAAACAAGUGUAUGAAUUUGUGUCCAAUAAACCGGGAAUCUGUGUGAAAGUUCUCACCCUCGAGCCUCACAGCUGUCAACUUCAGGAGGAGAUGGCUCAGUUAGCAGACUGUGCGCUGCCCACUGAAUUAAGGGUUGGAUUUGGUGAGCUUCCCUUUAACAGAGUCGACCGUUUCCCUACUUAUCCCGACAUCUGCUUCAGAGUCGAUGGUUACGAUUUCUUGUGCCAUAAGGCAUUUUUCUGUGGACGUAGUGAUUAUUUUAAAGCCCUACUGGAGGACCACUUCAGUGAGGGAGAGCAGCUCCAGUCUCAGCCCAGCACCCCAGUGAUUACUUUACACAACAUCUCGCAUGAAAUCUUUAUCCACAUCAUGUAUUACAUCUACACAGAUGACACUGAGCUAAUGACGGAAAACGUGUUUGACGUGCUGUGUGUGGCUGACAUGUAUCUGCUGCCGGGGCUUAAGCGUCUGUGUGGAAAGACGCUGGCUAAGACGAUAUGCGAGGAAAACGUUCUGCACAUGUGGAAGACGGCCAAGCUCUUCCGUCUCUCUCGGCUAGAAGAUCAGUGCACAGAGUUCAUGGCCAAGAUCAUCGAGCGGCUGGUGGAGCAAGCAGAGUUUGCCGAGAUGGUCAAAGAGGACGCCGCGUCGUUAGAGAAGCGCCAGGAGACGGACUCGGUCCCCUUGGUGGACGACAUCCGCUACCACAUCGCCAGCAACGUGCAGACGUACAGUGCAAUCGAGGAGGCUAACCAGAAACUGGAAGCCUUGGAGGAGCUGCUGGCGAGGAUUAAUAUUGACUGCUGAGAGGUCUGCAGGUUUGUGAUGCAGCUUCAGUGAAAGUUGAGGGUUUUUUUUUUAAUGGUGGAUACUUUGCAAGGAGGUAACAAGCACUUCUAGUAAAACAAAAGUGAAAAAAAAAACAUAUGCAUUUGUAUGUUUGCAGUUUUUAUUUUAUUUUCAGCAUAUUGCAUAGAAUAUAUAUUUGAAAACAGCUGGUUAUGUUUGGUGCAGAUGUACAGAGAGCUGUUCGUUGUGGCUGUUUAACGUUUCUUUGAGAGACAUACCAACUGUGACAAAACAUAUUUUGCAAAAUGGGUUCUGAAGAGAUCAUGUGUAAUAUAUUUACAACAGAAUACAAAAUAUCUUUGCACUGCUAACACGUGUGUUUAAUUUAGAUGGAAGUUGUGUGCAAGAAUUUGAAUGUUUAAAAAAAUGAUAAACAAGUUUACUGAACUUCAUUAAAUAUAAUUUUUAUGUUUUAAAAAAAAGGCAGUUGGUUAAAUUGUUACUUUCACACUCGAGAAAUAUUGGCAAAAAAAAGUUUAUGUUCGCUUUAUCCAGAAGAUAAUUUAAUCUUCUUCUGAUCCCCUUUGUUUGGUGUUACAUAGAAUAUUGCUUUAUGCCAUAUUUAAUGUGCAGACGCACCUAAAUAUUGACUGCCCAUAUUUAGUUGUAUUACGCUGCUGUAGUUUGCCUCGCUGUUUGAACAGUGACAUUUCUCCGGCAUGAAUACUUACCCCUUCUAACACAGUAAUGCACUUUAUUUUAACCUAAAAUGAGAAAUCUGUCGCCUUGUGUGUGUACCAGAAAAUAACUGCUCUGAAUUUUACCAAUAAAACACAAUAUUG